CCUAUCAUCUAUCUUUUCUUGCAAUCUAAGUCUUAUUGUGUUUUAUUUUCCUCUUCUGUUGGUCCAACUCAUCAUCCCCACAAUUUAUAACACUACCCUAAAACCCCCCUCACACAACAACUCUCUGUCUCUCUCAGCCUUUACUGCAGAACACAGAAAAUGACCUCAGUUUGUAUAUCAAACUGUGUCAGCGACGCCCGCGAUCCCCGCGUGCCGAUCCGGGCCACCUACGUCAACCUGUACAAGUGGCCUGAGUCCGACGCGGAGUUCGUGCGGUCUGUGAGCUCCAAGGGGCGGCGGUACAAUGCGGCGGGGGUGCCGCAUUGGCACCACCAACACCCUCGAGUGGUGGACAGCAUAUCAUGCAGGCAAAUGUACCUGAGGAGCUACACGUUCACGAGGAAAGAGACCGUGCCGGAGAAGACCCAGAAGUGCUUUGGCAGAGUCAAGGAGAGAAUGGUAACUAACAACAACGAUGAGAGGAAGAGGAGUAAGAAGAAGAAGGGUAAGAAGAGUAAGUGUUUGGUUCUGAGGAAAGUGAAGGAGUAUUCAACUGCUGCUCUGUUUAGAAUCUUUCAGAGGCUUCUGUCUUGUUCUGCUAGUGUAGAUGUUGUGAAUCAUGAUCAAGACUAAGUCAUAAACUAGAUUUUUUUUCUUUGGUUUUUGGUGCUUCUGUAAUUUAUAAGCCAGAGAUGAUGUUGUGUUUGUGUUUAAAUUUCUCUAAUAUGUGUCAAAUUUGGUUCUGC
Fragaria vesca subsp. vesca is the source of this 746-nucleotide messenger RNA. RefSeq lists its product as uncharacterized. The coding region runs from base 160 to 633 and encodes 157 amino acids. NCBI's taxonomy places the organism in Eukaryota, Viridiplantae, Streptophyta, Magnoliopsida, Rosales, Rosaceae. The transcript has a single exon. The record is from RefSeq and is a predicted model, not a curated record.